Zonotrichia albicollis (white-throated sparrow) is the source of this 2485-nucleotide messenger RNA. The record is from RefSeq and is a predicted model, not a curated record. Lineage: Eukaryota; Metazoa; Chordata; Aves; Passeriformes; Passerellidae.
CUUUCCCUACAGCGUUCCAGCAGCUUCAAGGAUUUCAACAAGUGCAAGGUCAGCUCCCCCGUGUCAAAUGAGGAGUUCAACCUGGAGGAGAAUAUCCCCGAGGACGAUGCCAGCGGUGCCAGUGCCGAGGAGGGCGCGCGGAGCAGCGGCACCAAGCUGGGCAGGAAGUGGCGGGCGGUCAUCUCCCGCACCAUGAACCGCAAGAUGGGCAGGAUGGCUGUGAGAGCGCUGGCCGAGGGCAAGCAGGGAGAGGCGGAGGCAGAGAGGCCAUGCCCGCUGUCCCCAGCCAGCAGCGUGGAAGAGCAGAGCUAUGACAAGGUGCCCUUGUCGUACCCGGAGCUGGAGGAGGAGGAGGAUGGACGCCCAGCCCUCGGACGCCAGAUGUCCAGCGGCAGCGACAUUCCCAGCCCUGGCGAUCCCAGGGACAGCCAGCAGCUGGAGGAGACCGUCCCAGCCUACACCGGCCCCUUCUGCGGCCGGGCCCGCGUCCACACCGACUUCACCCCCAGCCCCUAUGACAAGGACUCCCUGAAGCUGCGGAAAGGGGACAUCAUCAGCAUCAUCGAGAAGCCACCUGUGGGCACCUGGACCGGGCUGCUCCACAACAGGGUGGGCUCCUUCAAGUUCAUCUACGUGGAUGUGAUCCCUGAGGAGACGGUCCCUGCCCGCAGGAGCCGCAGCUCCGGCCGGAACAAGCGCCUCAAGCCCAAGACCCUCCAUGAGCUGCUGGAGCGCAUCAACCUGCAGGAACACACCCCCACCCUCCUGCUGAAUGGGUACCAGACCCUGGAGGACUUCAAGGAGCUGCGGGAGACGCACCUGAACGAACUGCACAUCACGGACCCCCAGCACCGCGCCAAGCUGCUGACGGCUGCCGAGCUCCUCCUGGACUACGACACAGCCAGUGAGCCAGAGGAUGGUGACAGCACUGAGGCCCUGCCAUCACCCUCAGAGCCCAAAGAGGACAUUCCCCGGGACUCCGGCUGCUUCGAGGGAUCAGAGACCCUGGAUGGCAGCCGGGAGGAGGCCGAGCUGGGGGGUCCUGAGGAGCAGCUGGGGGGUCCUGAGGAGCAGCUGGGGGGUCUCUCCAUGGCAGAAUCCCCCUGAGCCCGCCAGCACCGCCACUUUCCACUCCGGCCCUAACAGGGGGGCUGGACUGGAGGGGAGGGCGGCUGGUGGGGGGCAGGGAAGCCCCAGUGGUGGCACCUCAGGGCCUGGCUUGGCCCCUGCACCAGAGCCAGAUGCUGGGUGGGCACGAGGUGCCCCAGGACAUUUUGCAUGGCACUGCCUGGCACCACAGCCCCGAGGCAGGGACUCUGGGCAUGCCGGGGCAUUGCACUCCCCGCCAAGACACCGCAGGCAUUGGCUGCUUUCCCCAGGUUUGCCAGCAGGCUCAGGAAGGGAGCUGGGGCUGGAAGCUGUGUGUGCAGGCAACUGAAGCCUGCCUAGGACACUGUCACUUCUCAGCAUGGACACACAGAGACACCCCCCCCCUCAUCUGCCAUGGAGGACAGCAAGAUGCAAAUAACACAGCUAAGACACCCUGGAAGUGUGAGAUGGAGAGUCCUGGAAAUGCACAGGGAAGAAGGAAGAGGCAGCUGGCUUGGGGCAGCACAGAAACGCAGCGGCUACAGCUCAGCCAUUUUCAAACCAAUUAAGUUUCCUUCAUUGUUUUAAAAUUAAAAAAAAAUAAUAAGAAGAAAAAAAAAUAAAGAACAUCCAGCCCUCACCCAACCCCCUUCCUUCCUUCUGGAGACCCUGACCCGUGCAGGCAGGUCCCGGCAGGCAGAACUCCACACACCUCGUGGAACAGGGAGCAGCAAAGCCAAAAUACACAAUUUUCUGCACCGAAUUGGAGUUUUGGUCAGCAGCGUGUUGGGGCGACUCCCACGGGGUGGGGCACAGAGCCCUGUCCUCGGAGGAUGGAAGGGGACGGGGAUGGGGCUGGGCUGGCUGGGGGCCGUGGCAGGGCAGCCGGGGCUCCUUCCCAGCCACAUUCCAACCGGGAGCAGCUGUGGCAGCUCUGCCCUCCCACCCAGCAGAAGAGGCCCCGCACGGCGGGAGAGGGGGCAGUGCCGGGGCCACGCUCACACCACAGCCCUCACUGCCAGCCAGGACAUCACGGACACACAGACGGGACUGGCCCGGCAGGACACCCCCCACAGCCACCACACACCUGCCGGGAGGAACUGAGUGCCCAGCACUGUGACAAGGGACACGGAGCUGCCAGGGCACAGAGGCACAGGGGCUGCAGGGAUCCCAGAGGUGUGAGGGUCCUGCCAGUGCAGGACAGGGACUGUGGAGAGGGGGAGCCCUGCCACGGCACAGAGCUCUCCCACCAUCUGCCCGGCCUCUCGUCCUCUGUUGAGGACACACAAGCCCAGCUCUGGGCAGCUGCUACAAUCCUGGGAAGAUCCCAGGCUCCCAAAGCCAGUCUAGGAUGGCUGAGAACAGCAGAGCAAGGCAAGGGGGGAACAUGGGGAUG